Messenger RNA from Rhodotorula graminis WP1, 2271 nucleotides. RefSeq lists its product as uncharacterized. The coding region runs from base 1 to 2238 and encodes 745 amino acids. Gene Ontology annotation, molecular function: GTPase activity; GTP binding. The record is from RefSeq and is a predicted model, not a curated record. Lineage: Eukaryota; Fungi; Basidiomycota; Microbotryomycetes; Sporidiobolales; Sporidiobolaceae. The transcript is spliced from 7 exons.
AUGGCCCGCAAGAAGCCCGUGUCCGGCAAGGCCCGCAAGGCCCAGCUGCAGACCAAGCGCGCUGUCAAGAAGGCGUCCGUCACCCCUGUCCCCUUCCCCGCCGACGUCGUCUCGCACCCCGUCCUCGCCGCCCUCCUCUCGUCCAGCACCGCCUCCUCCUCGUCAACCUCCCACAACAAGCCUCACACGGGCUCGCGCGCCGAGCGCACCGGCGACCGCAUCGGCCACCGCUUCCGCACCGCCGAGCAGCGCGAGCGCGACGAGGUCCACGGCGCCCGCAUGGCCCUCGAGUCGCGCUUCGUCCGCCUCCCAAAGCACAUCGCCGACGUCCACGCCCAGGUCGCCGCCACUGACAAGCUCGUGCGCCCCGUCGACGACGACAUGGGCGUCCUCCGCCCCGAGGACCUCGUCCCGAGCCUCGAGCGACCGCCCGACCGCGACCCGGACGGCGGGGUGCACCCGGCGGCGGCGGCGGCGGCGGCGGCGAGCGAGUUCGAGCUCACGUGCCCCAAGCGGCCCAAGUGGAACUACAACCAGACCAAGCGCGAGGUCGAAAAGAACGAGGAGGGCAUCUUCAAGAAGUGGCUCGAGACGACCGACGACAUCCUCGCUCGUGCAGCUGCGCCACCGCUGCACGAGGACGGCACGCUCGCGGGCCUGCCCGGGUCGCCCACCUUCUUCGAGCGCAACCUCAACGUCUGGCGCCAGCUGUGGCGCACGACUGAGGUCAGCGACAUCCUCUGCGUCCUCAUCGACGUCCGCUUCCCCCUCCUCCACUAUCCGCCCUCGCUCCGCACCUACCUGCGCACCAUCAAGCCCGCGCCCAAACCCGUCGUCCUCGUCCUCACCAAGACGGACCUCGUCCCGCACGAGGUCGCCGACGCGUGGCGCGAGUACUUUGAGGAGCUCGAGGGCCCGGACGGCGCCAAGGUCGUCCUCAUGGAGAGCUACCGCGAGGAGCAGCGCCGCGAGGAGACGCAGGGCACCCAGCCCCGCUUCGUCCCCUCGGCCCCUCCACCUCUGCGCAACGCCCUCCUCACCGCCCUGCGCGACGCGCACGCCAAGCUCCUCACCCCUCCCCCGAUCAUUUCUUCCGUCCCCGAGCGCCUCGCACGCUGGCGGCCUCGUUGCCGCCGCACCGUCGACUGGGAGGGCGUCGCCGACGAGGGCGGCGAGACGGGCAUCCGGGCGGGCAGGAGCGACUUUGGCGAGGUGCAGAAGCGGAGGAGGGGCAAGGGCAAAGGGCGAGGCGCGCGAGACGACGAGAUGGAGCUGCGCGAGGAGGAGCCGGCGCACGAGGACGAGGGCGAGGGCGAGGGCGAGGCGAGCGCGGGCGAGCGCGAUGAGGACGACGAGUUUCCGUUCUUGACGGUCGGCCUCAUCGGGCAGCCCAACGUCGGCAAGUCGAGCUUGCUCAACGCGCUCCUCGGCCGCAAAGUCGUACGGGCGUCGCGCACGCCGGGCAAGACCAAAACGCUCCAGACCAUCUUCUGGAACGCCAACUUGCGCCUGUGCGACUGCCCCGGGCUCGUCUGCCCCUCGUCGGCCGGGUUCGAGCGCCAGGUGUGGGGCGGCGUCCUCCCGAUCCAGAACGUCGAGGCCGUCCUACACCUCAUCGGUCAGCGCCUGCCGCUCGAGAAGGUGCUGCGCCUGCGGCACGACGACGAGGUGUACGAGGCGGCGCAGGACGAGGACGAGUUCAGUCUUGACUCGGUCGAGGAGAGGAGGGCGGCGAGGCGGGCCAAGGAGGUGUCGAGGUGGACGACGGACGAGCUCCUCGCGGCGUACGCGGUCCAGCAAGGCUUUGUCACCGCCAAGGUCGGCCGUCCCGACAUUUACCGCGCCGGCGCCUUUAUCCUGCGCCUGCUCCACUCGUCGACCAUCCCCUGGGCCUUUCACCCGCCCGGUCCGCCGCCAUGCGCCGACAAGGAGGGCGUCUGGCUCUGCGGCUUCUCGCCGCGUGCGAGGGCGGCGAGCGAGCGCGACGGCGCGAGCGAGCUCGACGACGACGAGGACGGGCGAGGGACGGGCGACGAGGAGACGAGCGAGGAGGGGUCGGACGACGAGGAGGAGGACAGUGCGGACGACAAGGCGGUGCAGGCCGUCCGAGGGGCGUUCGCCGCGCUUGCCGUCGAAGGCGAGGACGACGACGAGGAGGACGACGACGCAGGAGGGAGCGAGGGCGGUUCAGACGGCGACGAGGAGGAUGUGUUUGAAUCGGGAGGAGACGACGAGUAGCUCGCCCGCUCUGCGAUGUUCUGCGUCUCCCUC